ACUGACUUUUUCAAUCGCUCUCAGCAGUAUGCUCAGAAUGCAAUAAAGGAGAAGGAAAUCCCUAUGGAUCGACUGGAGUUCAUGGGUCAUGGCAAAGAAAAGCUUGAAGGUUCUUCUUGA
Echinops telfairi (small Madagascar hedgehog) is the source of this 120-nucleotide messenger RNA. RefSeq names its product TP53 regulated inhibitor of apoptosis 1 (gene TRIAP1). Lineage: Eukaryota; Metazoa; Chordata; Mammalia; Afrosoricida; Tenrecidae. The transcript has a single exon. The annotation marks the transcript as partial. The record is from RefSeq and is a predicted model, not a curated record.